ACAUAAAAUCUAAACCGUUUAAACAGUUGAAAGCUCAUUGCUUUCUCUUAUCCUCAUUGUAUAAAAUUAGCCACCCAAACAUUUGCCUCUCUUUUUGGCAAAUACUCUGAGUCUGAUUCUGUGAAACCAACUGUCUUUAAUGGCUCUACUAAGCCAGCAACUCCAGAGAUUUUUGCUUACCAAAAUAAACACCAAUUCUUCCUAUAAUACCCACAAGAAAGCCCCCUUGAUUGUUAGACAAAGACCCAGAUCAUCGUUCAAAUGUUCUUCUAUUGCAAUCGAAGCACCAUCUUCAAUGGCUGGUGUUGCAGGAAUCAGAUGGGGUUUAACCAAAUUACAAGGUGUUCGAGACGAAAUGGAAGAUGAUGCUCUUAUUGUUCAGCCUGAUACCCUUCAAGGGUUUUCUUUUGCUGCUGUUUUUGAUGGCCAUGGUGGUUCUUCUUCUGUCCACUUUCUUAGGGAGGAGCUGUAUAAAGAGUGUGCUCAAGCACUACAAGGUGAAUUGCUGUUAAGUGGUAAAGAUUUGGAUGCAAUAAGGAACGCGAUAAGAGAGGCUUUCGAGAAUGUGGACUCGAGAUUACUAAAAUUUCUAGAAGAGAAAGACGAGAAGGAUGAAUCCGGGGCAACAGCUACAGUCAUGCUGGUAGGGAAGAAUCGACUAUACAUUGCUCAUCUUGGUGACUCCUCAGCGGUACUCGCACGCGCUGGUAAAGCAGAAGUUCUGACUGAUGCUCAUAGACCUUAUGGAAGCAACAAAGGAUCACUCCAGGAAAUCAGAAGAAUCAAUGAAGCAGGGGGAUGGAUUAACAAUGGGAGAAUAUGUGGAGAUAUUGCUGUAUCUCGUGCUUUUGGUGACAUUCGGUUUAAGACGAAAAAGAAUGAGAUGGUGGAAGAAGGGGUUAUGGAAGGCAGAUGGUCACGAAAGUUUGCUUCUAGGGUGAAAUUUAACGCUGAUUUGGUUGUCGCUCGUCCUGAUAUUUCACAAGUAGUACUCGGAUCAGAUGCUGAAUUGGUAGUCUUAGCCUCUGAUGGCUUAUGGGAUUAUAUCAAUAGCUCAGAAGCAGUAUCUAUAGUCAGAAACGAGCUACGACAGCAUGGAAAUGUGCAGCGAGCUUGUGAAUCAUUGGCAAAUACGGCCCUGGACCGGAGAUCACAAGACAAUAUCAGCAUUAUAAUCGCAGAUUUAGGUAAAACAGAUUGGCAGAAUUUACCCCCAGAUCAACAGAAUGUGGUGUUGGAGUUGGGGCAAGCCUUUGUUACACUUGGGGUGGUGUCCCUUGGAAUAUGGUUGUCUUCAAUGCUGGUUUUGUAAAUUGAUAGCACAAAAUACAGUGUAUAUACCAAAAAAAGUGAUAAUGUUAGCAUCUAGAACUCAAACUAUACUUAUAUUAUGAAUUUAUGAUCCAUCUGUACAUUCUCUUUCACUCA
This is a messenger RNA of Amaranthus tricolor (Joseph's coat), 1428 nucleotides long. Its product is annotated as protein phosphatase 2C 57. The coding region runs from base 140 to 1312 and encodes 390 amino acids. Lineage: Eukaryota; Viridiplantae; Streptophyta; Magnoliopsida; Caryophyllales; Amaranthaceae. The transcript has 11 exons. Gene Ontology annotation, molecular function: protein serine/threonine phosphatase activity; cation binding. The record is from RefSeq and is a predicted model, not a curated record. Gene Ontology annotation, biological process: protein dephosphorylation.